AUGAAUUCUCCUAGGAUGAAGAAGAUUCAAUUCCUGACAGAUAGCAGCCAACGUGCACAAAGGUUAAACAACGCUGCUGAUCGAAUCCUAGAACAGAAGAUUUCACACUACAAGAGAGAAGAGAAGCAAUUACAGAAAGAGCUCGCCAACUUAAGGAAAACAAAAGAAACUCUUGAUGCAGGGAUCAAGUUGAUUUUUCCACAAAGAGGACGUAGUAACUCAGAACCAGUAUCUCCAAGAUUAUCAGAGCGAACACGUCGCGGUUCAGGUUUCUCGGUCCAUGAAACCCGCAAAUUGCCUCCAAUUGUCACAUGUAGUCCUAUUUCUUCAAGAAAAUGUGUCAUAUCGCGAGAUGAUUCCUUUGUCACUGAAAAAAAGGCGUCUUUUCUUUCACCUACUGAGAGAGAACCUGGUCCUCAGCGAGCACACUCCACUGAAAAUCUGGAGAUGAUAAAGGGAUCCAAAAACACAAGUUUAAAAGGAAACCAGGUUGCCGCUGAAGAGAAAGAGGAGGGUUCAUCACCAAACGACGAAUUGAUGCAAUCUGCUGUGAAAGGUUUUCAUAAGGUCGCAUUAGGGAGAACCCUUAGUGCAGGAAGUGUUUCAUGUUCUCCUGUUUCCAGUGGUUUAUGUCAUUGGUCAGAAACAUCUUCCUUCUUGAGCCCACUUAGUUGUCUUCCCGUACCUCCCAAAUCCCCUCAGCCACGCAAAAAGAGAAGCAACAGUCUUUUUAGCACACAAUCCAGUUCCAAAACUAACGCAGAGUUGAUGGCAGCAGCACAUCUGUCUGGUAAGUUUAAAUCAGUUGGCCAAUGUGCAUUGGGCGCGGCAGUUAUUAAGCGCCUUAACGGUACGUUUUUAGAGGUAGAAGAUAUAGAAGAAGAUGAAGAAGAUGCAGCUUGUUAUGAGAUGUUAACAAGGCGAAGACAAACUAUCGCAAAUAUUAAAAGCCCAAUGAUGUCAAGGAAAGCGAAGUCGUGCUGGAAGCAAGAAGUCAGUAGCUCCAAAGAAGAUUUUAUGGCUGGUCAGACUUAA
This is a messenger RNA of Porites evermanni, 1035 nucleotides long. The record is from the annotation of a GenBank genome assembly. NCBI's taxonomy places the organism in Eukaryota, Metazoa, Cnidaria, Anthozoa, Scleractinia, Poritidae.